Molecule: messenger RNA, 552 nt
Organism: Entrophospora sp. SA101
Lineage: Eukaryota; Fungi; Glomeromycota; Glomeromycetes; Entrophosporales; Entrophosporaceae
Source: the annotation of a GenBank genome assembly
AUGAGUUCAACUCUUUGUGUUCAUCCGGAUAUGGUGCAGAAAGGGCGAAUUUCUGCUUCAUCAGCACAAAAUUCUUCAUCCAAGUUAAAGAAAAGAAACAAUGUAUGUCCAUAUAGUAAAAGAUCACUGUUAUCUAAACGUAAUGAGGCAUGUCCUUGCGCUGUUGCUCGAGCCACAUUCAGUAAUAAAGUCACGGGUUUUAUAUUUUUGUCACAAAAUCAAUGUGAUUCAACAACAUUUGUUGGUCAAUUCUCCAGUGGAUUUAGACAAGGUUGCGAUUAUUCUUUUUUAAUAACUGAUGAUUGUGGAAACAUAAUUAAAAAUAUCACUCAACAAUUGGAUGUGCAAUUCAAUAAUAAUGGCGGAUCUGAAGCUUUCCAUGCAAGAAUUGACGAUAUUAGUAUUAAUUGCGACAACAACGGAAUAUUAAAUUCAGCACAAUCGUUUUCCUCAAAAAGAAAACGUACUUGUAAAAAGGCUGGUAAAUCACUUAUCAGAAUUAAUGAGGACGAGAAACAUUUUGAUGAUGCUAAAAUCGAAUUAUUAAAAUAA